AUGUCUUUAAGCUCAUAUAUUAUACACUCCUUUAAACAUCUUCUUGAUCCAAGGUUUGGUGAAGAAUCUGUGGUAGGUAGCAAAGAAUUUCCAAUUCCGCGAUUUACAAAUAAAGAUGUAAAACUAAUUGCUGCAGAAGCGCAAAAAGUAUUUUCGCAUCAAGACAGACUACUCAAGUUAAUUGGCCCAACUGUUGUUGUUGGAGAUCUUCACGGGAACCUUCAUGAUUUAUUAAGAAUAAUUCGUAAGGGAGGAAACCCAGAGAUUACUCAAUAUCUAUUUCUUGGUGAUUACGUUGACAGAGGUCAAUAUUCGAUAGAAGUCGUAAUUUUACUUUUCGCAUUUGCAUGUCAAUACCCCAGAUCGUUUUUCUUACUACGAGGCAACCAUGAAUUCAGAAAGAUGAAUUCCAAGUACGGUUUCCGUGAGAAUACAAUUGAAUCUGGUUAUUCUGAUUGCUACGAGCCGAUUAAUGAAGCUUUCGAUUACAUGCCUAUUGCAGCAAUUAUAAAUCAUUCAUAUUUUUGUGUUCAUGGAGGAAUUUCUUCACAUUUACACAAUUUAGAAGAUAUCGAAAAAACUCCAGUUCCUUUACCAGAAGAAGGAUCUCUUAUGCUCGAAGAUCUUCUAUGGUCAGACCCCAAUCCAUCAGCAAUCAUGUUCCAGCAAUCUGAUAGAGGAAUUGGCUCACAUUACGGAUAUCUUGCUGCAGCUGCAUUUACUUCGAAAUUCAAGCUAAAAUCAAUUAUCAGAGCUCACCAGUUCAUAGAAUCCGGUAUAAAAUACAAUUUCGACAAUUUAGUAAUUACGGUCUUUUCUGCAAGUAAUUACUCACAAGAAAACCCUAAUCCAUCAUGCUUCUUACAGAUAAGACAGACAGAUCAUAUAGAUCCGAUUCUUUUACUCUCAAUUCCUUUCCUUGAAAGGAAAAACGCUCAUUUUGUUAAUAUUCGUCAAUAUAUUCCAGUUGCCGUACAACUAAGGAUCAUGAGAUCAAUCUCCAAUUGUGUACGAACCCGUUGCCCACGUGGAUUAGCUUUAGCUGGUUCAAUGAGUUCGAUCAAAUUGGCUAAUUUCAAUAAGAUUUGUUCUACUGUUAAUGACCUUCGGACAAUAACAGAAACGUUCUAA
Trichomonas vaginalis G3 is the source of this 1131-nucleotide messenger RNA. Its product is annotated as phosphoprotein phosphatase protein. The transcript has a single exon. Gene Ontology annotation, cellular component: nucleus; cytoplasm. Gene Ontology annotation, molecular function: protein serine/threonine phosphatase activity. Lineage: Eukaryota; Parabasalia; Trichomonadida; Trichomonadidae. The record is from RefSeq and is a predicted model, not a curated record. The coding region runs from base 1 to 1131 and encodes 376 amino acids.